This is a messenger RNA of Letharia columbiana, 1086 nucleotides long. RefSeq lists its product as uncharacterized. The record is from RefSeq and is a predicted model, not a curated record. The transcript is spliced from 3 exons. NCBI's taxonomy places the organism in Eukaryota, Fungi, Ascomycota, Lecanoromycetes, Lecanorales, Parmeliaceae. Bases 1 to 1086 code for a protein of 361 amino acids.
AUGCUUCGAUCUGGGGGUGCUACCUCCCUUAGCCGGGCGUCCCUCCGUUGUGUAUCGUCUACCAGUGCCCGCACCACAUCGAGCCUCGCACACGCGUCGGCUUUCCCAAAACAAGCUUCUCGCUUCAUCGGUGCCCAGAAUCGAGCUCCAUUAGCAUUGGUACCCCACAAGCCUUUCAGCACAUCACUCCAGCGAUACGUUACCCAUCCAGGGAAUCCUUUCGACAAGAUCGAUAAGAAGCAUGAGGAGGUAGUGGAACACGAGAAGAUAGAACCGCAUCCUGAGGAGGUGUCGUCGACUUCCACCGUUCAUCAAGUCUUUGGUGAGAAGGGGGUUGAAGAGCAAGAGAAGGAUGAGGACAUGCUAGCUGGUGUGAAGGCUGAUUUUAAAACCAUAAAGGAUACCUUCGCUCUAGAUGAGGUUCCUAGAGAAGCUCUCGUCAUUGGAAUGGCUGGCGUGCUUCCCUACCUUGCCACCUCGCUCUCGACUGUCUAUCUCGCCUUUGACAUUAAUCAUGCCUCUGAAACUGGCUCGGGCUUCUUGUUCUCUCCACAUGUUGCCGAGCAACUCCUACAUAUCAUCGAGCCGUUGCAGGUUGGGUAUGGUGCAGUGAUCCUGUCUUUCUUGGGGGCCAUCCAUUGGGGUCUAGAGUGGGCCAAAUACGGCGGUGUGCAUGGCUACCCACGUUAUGCCUACGGAGUCAUUGCCCCAGCAGUCGCAUGGCCUACGAUCUUACUGCCCAUCGAAUACGCUCUGAUUUCUCAGUUCUGCGCUUUCACAUUCCUCUACUUCGCAGACGCAAGGGCUGUGGUUAGAGGAUGGGCACCGCAUUGGUACUCGACCUACCGCUUUGUGCUUACGUUCAUCGUAGGCGCCAGCAUCGUGGCCAGCUUGAUUGGCAGGGGACAGAUCGCAGACCAGAUCAAUAAGCUUCCUAGCCCAGCUGACAGGGUCAAGGCCCUCAGAGAUAUGCAGUUGGAUGCCAUGGAGGCUGAAGAGAGGGAGAAAAUGGCAAGAAUCGCUGCGGAGGACGAAGAGGGAGGAGACGAUGACGAGGAGGAGGAUGGAGAUGAUGAAGAGGAGUAG